Molecule: messenger RNA, 2553 nt
Organism: Rubroshorea leprosula
Lineage: Eukaryota; Viridiplantae; Streptophyta; Magnoliopsida; Malvales; Dipterocarpaceae
Source: the annotation of a GenBank genome assembly
AGCAUCUACAUUCUUAGCUAAACUUCUUUAGAAAUCAAGUAUACUCAAGUCAAUGCAAUUUCUAUCUUCUUCUCAAGAGACAUAUUUGAGAAAGAAAGUGCAUUAAUAAGAACUUGGGAUUCAAAUAGAUUAAAGAAAUCAUGGAUGAGACAUUUGUGCCAUUUCGCGGCAUUAAAAAUGAUCUUAGAGGAAGAUUAAUGUGUUACAAACAAGAUUGGACCGGUGGAUUCAGAGCAGGAUUCAGGAUUCUGGCUCCCACCACAUACAUUUUCUUCGCUUCAGCAAUUCCAGUCAUUUCAUUUGGCGAGCAACUUGAGAGAAAUACUGAUGGAGUUCUGACGGCUGUUCAGACACUGGCAUCAACGGCCCUUUGUGGGCUCAUUCACUCCAUCAUCGGAGGUCAACCUUUGCUGAUUUUAGGGGUUGCAGAGCCGACAGUGAUCAUGUACACAUUCAUGUUUAACUUUGCUAAGGAAAGACCAGAUUUGGGUCGGAACCUCUUCCUAGCCUGGACUGGAUGGGUCUGUGUAUGGACUGCAUUCCUGUUGUUCUUACUGGCUUUCUUGGGAGCUUGUUCCAUAAUCAACAGAUUUACCCGAGUUGCAGGAGAACUGUUUGGUCUGCUUAUUGCCAUGCUUUUCAUGCAACAAGCUAUCAAAGGCCUUGUGGAUGAGUUUAGAAUUCCAAAACGCGAAAAUCCGAAUUUGACAGAAUUUCUACCUUCAUGGAGGUUUGCCAAUGGCAUGUUUGCACUGGUUCUCUCAUUCGGCCUUCUGCUUACUGCAUUGAAAAGCCGGAAAGCAAGGUCCUGGCGUUAUGGUUCUGGUUGGCUUAGAAGCCUUAUAGCAGACUAUGGUGUGCCAAUUAUGGUUCUGAUAUGGACAGCUGUGUCCUACAUCCCGGCCGGAAGCAUCCCAGAAGGAAUACCCCGCCGUCUCUUCAGCCCAAAUCCAUGGUCACCUGGCGCUCAUGAGAAUUGGACAGAGAUGCUGAAUGUUCCGGUGGUCUACAUAAUCGGAGCUUUAAUUCCGGCAACAAUGAUAGCAGUGCUUUAUUACUUUGAUCAUAGUGUAGCAUCUCAGCUGUCUCAGCAGAAAGAAUUCAAUUUGAGAAAACCAUCUUCUUAUCAUUACGACUUACUUCUUCUGGGUUUCUUGACACUGUUGUGUGGCCUGAUUGGAAUCCCACCAUCAAAUGGAGUCAUCCCACAAUCUCCCAUGCAUACAAAAAGCCUGGCGACUCUCAAACACCAGUUGCUUCGUAAUCGACUUGUCUUGACUGCACGCAAGAGCAUCAGAAAAAAUGCUAGCUUGGGACAGUUGUAUGGAAAUAUGCAAGAAGCCUAUCAUCAAAUGCAGACUCCUUUAGUCUACCAGGAGCCUUCACUUCGAGGGCUAAAUGAAUUAAAGGAAUCAACAAUUCAAGCAGCUACAUGUACUGGAAACAUCAAUGCCCCUAUUGAUGAAACUUUGUUUGAUAUAGAGAAGGAGAUUGAUGAUCUGUUGCCUGUUGAGGUAAAAGAGCAGAGAGUCAGUAACUUGCUUCAGGCAAUAAUGGUGGGAGGAUGUGUUGCAGCUAUGCCCUUCCUCAAGAAGAUCCCUACUUCAGUCCUCUGGGGCUAUUUUGCUUUCAUGGCUAUUGAGAGUUUACCAGGAAACCAAUUUUGGGAAAGAAUCUUACUACUCUUCACAGCUCCAAGCAGAAGAUAUAAAAUUCUUGAGGAGUACCAUGCAACAUUUGUGGAGACUGUUCCAUUCAAAACAAUUGCAAUAUUCACAAUUUUCCAAACAACUUAUUUGCUCAUCUGUUUUGGGCUUACUUGGAUACCGAUAGCUGGGGUCAUGUUCCCGCUAAUGAUCAUGAUUCUGGUUCCUGUGAGGCAAUACUUCUUGCCCAGAUUCUUCAAAGGGGCACACCUUCAGGACUUGGAUGCUGCUGAGUAUGAAGAGGCACCGGCUUUACCCUUUACUCUGGCAACAGAAACAGAGAUUGGUGCCAGAGCAUCCUAUGCUGGAGAUGGGGAGAUUUUAGAUGAAGUUAUCACUAGAAGCCGGGGUGAAUUCAGGCAUGCUUGUAGUCCUAAGAUCACAAGCUCCACUGAAACCCCAGCGAAUGACCCUAGAACCAGUAUUGAAAGCCCACGGCUGUCACAUUCCUACAGUCCUCGUGUUAGUGAACUAAGAGGAGAAAGGAGUCCUAGAUCAAUUGGAAGAGGGCUGCAGAGUCCAAGAACUGCAGAAACAGGACCAUCUAAUUUGGGAAAGAGUCCUCUUAACAUAUCAUCAAACUAGUGGAACCAUAAGCCACGUAAUUCGAUUGCAGAGUUACCUAUACUUUUAGUCACAAGUCUAAGGUUUAAUCCCUAAUCUCUAUGUAUCAAGGAAAAAAAAAAACUAGUGGAAAUUCAUGGCUCAAUUUGAUGUAUGUACUAGUUGUAUAAGUUGCAUCUUUUUCUUUUGUGUGUUGGUUUGCUAAGAAUUUCUGUAAGUCCCUCCUCUCUUUCUCCUCAAGGUUAAAGAUUGUAAUUUGUAGCAAUAGAUUUGAGCUGCUUUU